AUGGUGGAAGAAAGAGAGAGGGGGGAGAAGAGGAGCAGAGAGUCAAAUAGCAGAGAAAGAGGAAGGAGAAAAAAGAGAUACCAGGGGUCACUUGGCAUCAACGAUGGGCAGUGGCAUGGUGUGACACAGACAGUGGAGACAAAGAGACGGAGGAAAAGAGACGUUGGGGAUAAUGU
This is a messenger RNA of Ilex paraguariensis (yerba mate), 176 nucleotides long. The record is from the annotation of a GenBank genome assembly. Lineage: Eukaryota; Viridiplantae; Streptophyta; Magnoliopsida; Aquifoliales; Aquifoliaceae.